This is a messenger RNA of Knipowitschia caucasica, 1383 nucleotides long. NCBI's taxonomy places the organism in Eukaryota, Metazoa, Chordata, Actinopteri, Gobiiformes, Gobiidae. The record is from the annotation of a GenBank genome assembly.
AUGAGAGUGCACGCUCUAUCCUCAUCUCCAUCCCUGGACUUUCACCAAGAGCUCAGCAGAUCGGUGAAACAGUCCCGCCCCCGGGCUGGUUGUCGUGACAACAGCGCAGGGAUCCUGUUGCAUUCUCUGUGGUUGCGCUUGUUGUUUCCUCGGCAACAGCCACACAACAUCCGGAAGGACCUUGUUGUCCUAACGUGGGUUGGAAUAGUGUUGGGAUAUUUAGGAAACUCGCCACUUAGCACUAUGACGACAGACCUGCCCUUUCUGGACAGGAGCGACCCACGUCUCAAACUCACCGUGGAAAACAGAACCAGAAACGUGUUUGUGACCCAGCUUGAGGACAGGCCCAAAGAAGAAAAUGUAAACUACAUACCUGUGGUGACAGAGACACCUCACAGUCUCCUUGGAGCUGGACUGAACACAUUACAAAAGACACUGGUACUGCAGUCCCAGACAGAGUUGGAAGAGGUGACCCGGCUGCUGGAUCUUAAACAGCAAGAGUUUCAGGGUCGGCUGGAGGCUUUAGCUCAGAGACGCUCAGAACUGGAGCUCAAACAGCAGCAGAAUAAAGAAAGAGUGAGCAAGUUUGAGAAAUUUGUUGCAGAAAAUGAACUGAAGCAGCACCAAACACUGAAGAAGUAUAAAGAUGCACAGGAACAAAAUCACAUCAAGCAAAGAGAAAUAGAAAGUUUGACAAACAAACUCAUACGGCUUCGAGCCAGACAGCAUGUUUUAAAAGACAGAAUGACCAAGUACAAAAUCUAUGAAGACUAUUUGGUGAAAACAAUCAACUACCUACCAAGUAGUUACCUUGAAAAUGAUUCCGAAUCCUUAGUUUUGCCCAUCAUUCGGCGACACGAGUCACUCUCCAUCACUUAUCAGGAGCUUACGCAGCGGCUGGAAAAAAUGGAGGAUGAAGUGGAAGCAAAGCAGCAUGAACUGCAGACCAUGAAGCAAGAACAUGACAUCAAAAAGCUGAUGGUCAAUAAGGAGCUAUCAGAACUUCAAAAUGAGUUAGAAGGUCUUAAAGAUAUGAACAAGGAGGCAGAGAUUUCACUGCUGACGGAACAAGGCCAGUCGAGAGAAAAGGUGGAAGAAGUGGGAAGUAUCUUCAUGGCCAUUAACAAUUUGGCAGAGCAAUGUUAUCUUCCUUCAUAUGGAGCACUCGAAGACAUAAACGUUUUAACAAUGAUGGAAAUGGUGAUGGAGUACAUUCUGGACAAGGCAGACACAGAACAAAGGGCCAGGAGACUGAUGGAGUCUGGCUCUACAGUGACACCUCUCACUGACAAGAAAGGGAGAGGGUCUGCGAAAACUGUGACUGCUAAAACACAGAUCAAAAGUCCAAGUAAAGUCAGUAAAAAGAGUGAAACGUUAAGUUAA